Molecule: messenger RNA, 4052 nt
Organism: Nerophis lumbriciformis (worm pipefish)
Lineage: Eukaryota; Metazoa; Chordata; Actinopteri; Syngnathiformes; Syngnathidae
Gene: adam15
Product: ADAM metallopeptidase domain 15
Biological process (GO): integrin-mediated signaling pathway; innate immune response; proteolysis
Molecular function (GO): metalloendopeptidase activity; integrin binding
Source: RefSeq, a predicted model, not a curated record
CCACGCUGUGACUUCGUCUUCCGCUGAGUGGCUUGACCCAGCCAAUGACGUCACAGGUAGUUGUCCUUAUAAACAUUCGUCGCUCCAGCUGGGCGAGGAGUCCCCCUGUGCCCGCAAAGUAUUCGGCGGAACCGAAUCGACCCGGAAAUGUCUCCUCGGUCGACUGGACAAGUUUCGGGGAGAAAGAGCGGAUGUUAGCCAUGGACCGCUGGUUCUGUUCGGACUCUAUCAAGUAACGGGCGGACCGCGCCGACAUGAGAACACUUUUGGCGCCGCCGCUGCUGCUGUUGCUGCUCGGCACGCGUGCUGCCUUCACGGCCGCCAGGUCCUUGAACGCAGCGCGGCACCAACGAGUGGACCGAACCGCGUCAGAUAGAGACCUGAAGUGGUGGCGGUCCACCCUUGUGGAGAGGACGAGUCCCUUCGUGAUGGUGGAUGGGCAGAGGCGGAACCUGGCAGAGGCGCUGCAGGCCGGUCACCCAGAGCGACUGCAGUGUGGCUUGGAAGUCCGAGGUCAGCUGCUCCUUCUGGACCUGGAGAAGAACCGCGACUUCCUGCCCAAAGCGCCAAACAUCUUCUUCUACCUGCCAAACGGCACAGGCGUGUCCGCGACGGACGACCCCGUGAUGCACUGUUUUUACCAUGGCAACGUGCGAGGGUUUCCUCGCUCCAGAGUGGCACUGAGCACCUGCCUGGGUCUCCGCGGCGUCAUCGCCAUCAACGCCACUCUGAGUUUUGAGCUGCGGCCGCAAGAGCUCCGCCCCUUCAAGCAGGACGUGGCGAGCGAAGGCGAUGAAGGAGACGGAGACCACCUGCUGUACUCUACAGGUCACGUGAAGGGGGGGGCAGCGAGGGGGUGCGGGGUCUCGGUAGGCCCAGCACCCCCUCCCCUUCAGCACAGCAGUGUGGGACGCAGCAAGCGGGACAUCCUGUCGGAGACCAAGUACAUAGAACUGGUGCUGGUUGUGGACCACCAGGAGUUCAUCAACUACCAGAAGAACAACAGGACCAUCAUCUACCGCAUGCUGGACGUGGCCAACCAGGUGGACUGGUUCUACCGUCCUCUGAACGUGCGCGUGGCGUUGACGGGUUUGGAGAUCUGGAGCGACCGCGACAAGAUCCACGUGGAGAAGAACCCUACCGACACACUCAACAACUUCCUGGAGUGGCGGACCAGAGAGCUGCUUCCCCGCCUCCGCCACGACAACGCCCAGCUCGUCAUGGGCAGCGCCUUGGACGGCACCACGGUGGGCAUGGCGUCGCAGUCGUCCAUGUGCUCCAGAGACCGGUCGGGAGGGGUCAACGUGGAUCACCUGGUGAGCGUUCUGGGCGUGGCCUCCACGGUGGCCCACGAGCUGGGGCACAACCUUGGCAUGAGUCACGACACGGCCGAACGCCACUGCUCCUGCCGCAACGAUGCCCGGCUGGGGGGCUGCAUCAUGGAGCCCUCGACCGGGUUCAUGCCCGGGCAGCAGUUCAGCAGCUGCAGCGCGUCCGACCUGUCCGUCAGCCUGCUGCACGGGGGCGGCAUGUGCUUGUUCAACGUGCCGCACCCAGAUCGCCUCGUGGGCGGACCCCGCUGUGGGAACCUGUACGUGGAGCGUGGCGAGGAGUGCGACUGCGGCCUGAUGCAGGAGUGCCAGGACCCCUGUUGUAACGCGUCCACCUGUCUGCUGCUUCCCGGAGCUCAGUGCUCGUCCGACGGCGUCUGCUGCCACGACUGCCAGCUGCGGGCGGCGGGCUCCGUGUGCCGAGAGCCGAUCGGAGAGUGCGACUUGCCCGAGUUCUGCACGGGCUCCUCCCCCCACUGCCCCCCCAAUGUCUUCCUGCAGAACGGCGAGACCUGCGAGGACGGCGCAUCCUUCUGUUACGGCGGCGUGUGUGCGAGCAUGCGCGCGCAGUGCCAGACGCUGUGGGGACCCGACGCCAGCAGCGCACCUGCCGUUUGUUUCUCGUCAGUCAACAAACAAGGAAGCAAGUUCGGAAACUGCGGAGAGCUGAGCAACGGCACCCACGCCCCUUGCGGGUCGGCUGACGUGCACUGCGGCAGGAUCCAGUGUCAGGGCGGGAGGGAGCGCCCCCUGCUGGGCACCAACGCCGAGAUCCUCACCACCACCGUGCGCUUCAACCACAGCGACCUGGUGUGUCGCGGCACCUUCUUCCACCUGGGAGACGACGUGUCCGACCCCGCCUUCGUGGCGGAAGGCUCCGCCUGUGGCCGCGGGAAGGCCUGUCUGGACCACAAGUGUCGGGACGCGUCCGUCUUUGGCGUGGACGAGUGCCGCAGGAAGUGCAACGGUCACGGCGUGUGCAACAGCAACAACAACUGCCACUGCCAGGAGAGCUGGGCACCGCCCGAUUGCGCCAGCGCCGGGCACGGGGGCAGCGUGGACAGCGGACCUGCGCACGCCGUCGCAGAGUCCGAUCCAGUCCGAGUCGCCAUGCUGGUCCUCUUCCUCUUCAUCCUGCCCAUGGUCCUUCUCCUCCUUGCGCUACGCUUCACCCGCGCCCGUGGACUUUGGUCGCGUUUGCGAGUCCACAAGCUGUUUUCUAAAUCCACACAACACAACCGGACGCCAGCGACCGAGCGACAGAACGACGCGGACGUCGAGCAGGUGCGUCCGCUGAGAUACCAUGGCGACACGCUGACGGACAUCCCCGAGGCUCCGCCCCUCAUCCAGGUUUAUGACAGACCUGCUCCUCCCACUAAGCCACUCCCCUCGACCCCCGUAUUAACCCCCCCGCAGCCGCUAGUGAACCGGCCAGCUGCGCCCAAUAAGCCACUCCCCCCCGACCCUGUCUCACCUGGACAGGCUCCGCCCAAACCAGCACUGCCCAGAAAGCCCUUGGUGGUCCCGCCCCUCCCCCACAGAGCAGCACUUGGCGCCAACGCACCGCCAGCACAACGCUCUGCAGCGCUCGCUAACAGCCGACGCCCUCUUCCUCCGACACGACCCACAGCCCCGCCCAGACCGCCCCCUGCUGCCAGCGGGGGUGUAGUGCCUUUCUCUCACCGGCCUGGAAUCUUUUAAACGCGGGAGGUUUUUUUAUGUUUUUUUUUUAGUCCAGACGACUGGGAGCCACGCCCACUUCCUGUCCAGAGGCGGGAAAAGGAAAAAGAGGGACGAUCUGUGAGUGACGAUGUCACUUCAUGCUCCUUGACAAAAUAAAGUCAUGUGAUUACGUGCAUGUGGUCGUCUUGUGCGGCGGUCAAACGGGAAGUGAAAGAGGAAGUGGUGGAGCCUCUUCCUGCUGUCCGUCAGUCUGUUUUGCCAACAUUGCAGCUCCUUCUGACAAAACAUGGCGUCCUCAUCCGUCGCCAGGCUGGGUGGUCUGGUGAUCGUCACUCAGGUCAUCCCUCAGGAUCAAGCUUCUAUCCCGCUUCAGACGCCCAGAGGCAGCGCCGCGGAAGAGACCUCGACCCCUGUCUCCCCCUCCAAGACGGAGGAUGAUGUGCCCAAAGCGAACCUGGAGGGGGCGGUGCUGCUUGGCCUCGGGGUGGUCCAGGUGGUCAUCGGGCUGCUGUCUGUUCUUUUCAGCUUGACCGCCGCCUACCCGCCGUUCCUAACGCUCCACGUGGCGUUCUGCGGCGGCGUGUUGUUUGUGGUUUCGGGCUGGAUGGCAGCGUAAUCGAGGAGGCGGGUCUCGUCGGCACGGAUGUGGGCGUGUCUGGCGUUGAACGCUAUCAGCGUGCUGUUUAGCCUCGGAGGCAUGGCCUACCUGGGCUGGGUGUUGGCCUCCGGCCCCUUGUCUGAGCAAUUGUGCGAUGACCCCGACGAUGACCCCGACAGAGACAACUGGUGCGUCGGCCAACUAUGGCCGCUAGACGUGCUCGUGUCGGGCCUGCGAGGUUUCUUCCUGGUUCUGCUCAUCCUCCAGGCGUGUGUCGCCGUCGCCGCCUGCGUCCUCGCCACCAUGGGCAUCAGGCAACUCCACCACUACGUGCCCAUCACGGUGCCGAUUGAGGAGCACCGCUGUGACGGCAGGAAAGAGGAGGAGCCACAGUCCCCCUGAUAACAAAUUAUUGAUAAUUAAAUGAAUCAAUACCGUUA